AUGCCCGACGUGUCCGACGAAAUCACCCUCGCAGGUUAUCUUUUCAAACGGCUUUGUCAAGUUGGCCUACACGCCGUGCAUGGCGUCCCCGGAAACCACAACAUCGCAAUACUGAGGGAAGCUACCGAUGUAGGGCUUGAAUGGGUCGCCCACUGUGGUGAUCUUAAUGCUGGGGUUGUCGCAGAUGGAUACGCACGAGUCAAGGGCAUCGCCGCUCUGAUAUCUUCAUUCGAGAAUAUGCGAUCGUCAGUCUCGACGGCAAUCGCUGCCUCGUACCGGGAUAGAGUCCCAAUUGUGCUCGUGAUUGCGACACCUGAACGCAAGGCGCCGGCGCAGGCCUCAAAAUUCCACCAUUCAUUCCUCGACGCCCAGCCUGAUGUUUCUCGACAACGUGAUGAGUUCCAGGUGCUCGCUCACUGCUUCGAGAAAAUCACCAUCACCCAAGAGUUUCUUGUUCAUCCUAGCGAGGCGGCUGCCCAGAUUGAUACUGCCAUUCGAGAAUGUAUCAUGCAGUCUCUGCCUGUUUACAUCGAAUUACCGGAAGACUUGGUCACCAGUAUGGUACCGACCAAGGGACUCGCCCAUCACUUGGACUUGAACACUCCGCCUCACAAUACUGAGAUGGAAAAGGUGGUAGCGGCCAGUAUCAUGAACAAGAUUAAGCACGCACAACGGCCAAUAAUUCUCGUGGGUGCGGGUGUCCCAUCUUGUGGUCUUAUCAAAGAAGCAAACCAGCUGGCGAAAAAGACUAGAUUUCCAACGGCUGCGACCCAGUUCAGCAGAGGUGUUGUAGAUGAAACACUAAAAAACUUCCAUGGAGAUAUCUCGGAUUUCGAUAUGUACGGUUCAUACUUCAGAUCUUCCGACCUGAUUCUCCUUAUUGGACCCCUGAAUAUUAUUGAGUGGGCUUUUCCCGCUGUGUUCGAGGCGAAGACAGCAGAAACAGUCACAUUCAACAGAAACUCUGUUGUCAUCGGGGACAAGAAAUACGAGCUAUUUUCUAGGCCUGUGCUUCAGCAGAUUUCAAACUGCCUGAGUCAGAGCAAACUGCGUGAUCUUGCACCCUACCCAGAUUUGCCUAGUAUCCGUGACAGCAUUGAAAUGCUUCCAACUCGGAAAACGACUGAGCCCCUUCAGCAUGACAUUUAUUCCACGUUUUGGCGAAGAAUGUCUAUCUUCUUCGGCCCCGGUGACAUUAUCUUAACUGAAACCCAAACAGCCCAGGAUGGGGCACGCUGCUUUAUGUUGCCGCGAGAUGCGAUCCUCAUCAAUCCUGGUGCCGGAAAGUCACCCGGGCACAUAAUUGCUACCACUAUGGGUGUGGCUUUGGCGCAACAAGGCCUUGGCAAAACAAACUACAUGCUUUCACAAGGACGAAGCAUUCUCUUUCUAGGAGCCAAAGGGUUCCAAAAGGCCUCAAAUGACUUGAGGGCUAUCAUCGAUAUGAAGCUCAAUCUCAUUAUCUUUGUCAUUAACGAGGGAGUACCCGUCGUUGAAAGCUUAAUGCACGCGAUGGAAUACACACAGAAAGAUUCUGGUCACUGGCGAUACUCAGAAUCCGUUUCUUUCUUCGGAGCCCCAAAUGAGACACCUUACCCAGUCUACUCUAGCAUAGCCAGAACAUGGGGCGACUUUGAUCUUAUUAUCCAUGAUAAGACAAUUCAAUCCGGGACAGGACUGUACAUCGUGGAGUUCAUAAUCAAACCCGGGGAUCCAAUGCAAAGCCCGUGUCUUCUCGCUGAAAUGUAUGGCCCGCCCCGAGCCCCUUUUCGUUGA
Molecule: messenger RNA, 1776 nt
Organism: Penicillium verrucosum
Lineage: Eukaryota; Fungi; Ascomycota; Eurotiomycetes; Eurotiales; Aspergillaceae
Exons: 1
Coding region: 1-1776 (591 amino acids)
Molecular function (GO): thiamine pyrophosphate binding; carboxy-lyase activity; magnesium ion binding
Source: RefSeq, a predicted model, not a curated record